Molecule: messenger RNA, 1872 nt
Organism: Aspergillus clavatus NRRL 1
Lineage: Eukaryota; Fungi; Ascomycota; Eurotiomycetes; Eurotiales; Aspergillaceae
Product: WD40 repeat domain-containing protein
Exons: 4
Coding region: 1-1872 (623 amino acids)
Biological process (GO): rRNA processing
Cellular component (GO): small-subunit processome; Pwp2p-containing subcomplex of 90S preribosome
Molecular function (GO): protein binding
Source: RefSeq, a predicted model, not a curated record
AUGCCAAACACAGCAGUUAAGCAGAAGACCAGCCAGAAGGCGAAAGCGGACUCGAGGUCCCCGUUCGAGAAUGGCGAUAUCUCCAUGCCUGUUGAUUCAAAUGACGACUCCGAUAUGGACGUGGAUGUUAAGGUGAAAGGCGUCAAGGAGAAGAAAGUACGGGAGAAAGACGAUGCGGAGAGGAAGCUGGAGCGGAUGCUCUUUGGUGACGAUGAGGGUUUCGUUGGCGCAUUGAAGAGCCAUCAGUCGCGCGACUUGGUGGCAUUUGGUGAGGAGAGUGAUGUGGAAAGCGCCAGCGAAGGGGAGGAAGAGGAAGCGGAGGACUCGGAUUUGGCGGGUGUCUCCGAUGCAGAUCUCUUCUUCCUCGACUCCGGCUCUGCGCCAGUCUCUACGGAUCUCGCAGAGCCUUCUGAAUCGGGGUCUGACUCUGAGGAUAGUGAAGCCGAGGGGACACUGCCCGCGUUGUGGCAUGACAGCGACGAUGAGCGCCUCACUGUCUCGCUCGCAAGCCAUCAGAGGCUGAGAAAACUGCGCAACACUGAGUCUGAAGAUAUUAUCAGCGGCAAGGAAUAUGUCAAACGGCUUCGCAGACAAUUCCUGCAACUGCACCCCGUGCCAGAUUGGGCCAACCCUGAAUUGAACAACAAACAGGAGGGUAACGAUUCCGAUUCCGACCGCGACAGCGACAUGGAUACGGAUGAGGAGAAUGAGCGGCUUUCUACGCAACCUUUGGCCAAGCUGCUGCAAAAUGCCAGCGAAUUGACCAAAUUGGAUGACGGCACGCGCCCAGGAGGCAAGAGAAAGUUGCGACAGGAGGUGAUAGAUAUUCACAGACUGAAGGAUAUUGGCAAAGACCAACCGUCCUCCGUUGAUUCUCUCAUGUUCCAUCCUCACUAUCCACUGCUGCUGUCUUCCGGUCCUGCGGCUACACUUUUCAUUCACCAUAUCUCCCCUUCUGCGGCGGCUCCCAAUCCCCUUCUCACAUCCCUCCACAUCCGCCGUACGCCUAUCCACACAUCCGCUUUUGCGCUGCCAAGCGGUAACAAGAUCUUUGCCUCUGGUCGUCGACGAUACUUCCACAUCUGGGAUCUGGAUACUGGCAAGGUUGAAAAGGUCAAUGGAACUGCAGACCGCAAGGAGGAACAAAAGUCCAUGGAACGGUUCAAGCUCUCGCCCUGCGGGCGUUAUGUCGGUCUUGUCGGCUCCUCGCGCAAAGGCGGUGGUAUCAUCAAUAUCUUGGACUCCAGUACCGGGCAGUGGAUUGCCCAGGUGCGUGUCGAUGGCCGGGGAGGUGUGGCGGAUUUCGCGUGGUGGGGCGACGGAGAAGGUAUGACAGUCGCCAGCAAGAGCGGUGAAGUAUCUGAGUGGGAUGGCCGUCUUAACCGGGUUGUCGCUCGCUGGAUGGACGCCGGAGCUGUGGGCACAACCACGCUCAAUCUCGGUGGACGAUCAGGACGGACGCAGCUGGGCGGAGAUCGCUGGGUCGCCGUUGGAAGUUCCAGCGGUGUGGUCAACGUCUACGACCGUCGUGAAUGGGCUGCUGCAUAUGCAGCGCAGUCCAACUCCACAGACGCGAAGACUGCCUCGCCGAUUCCACGCAAUCCCGAACCUGUACGCGCCUUGGACCAGCUCACUACGCCCAUCAGCCAUCUUGUAUUUGCGCCAGACGGCCAGUUCCUCGUGAUGGCUAGUCGGUGGAAGCGGGAUGCCUUGAGACUAGUUCAUCUCCCCACGUGUACUGUGUUCCGCAACUGGCCCACGUCCAACACGCCAUUUGGUCGUAUCUCUUCAGUAGCUGUUUCUCCGAACUCCGAUCAACUUGCUGUUGCCAAUGAGCAGGGACGUAUUAGACUCUGGGAGAUCCGGGGAUAA